GCAGUUCUGUGGAGAAGCAAAAAAUGUGACCGUUACAAUCUUCCACCACACAAGAACGGUAACCUCAAUUGACACAGUUUCUUUGGCAGCAAUAUUCAUAUCUUUGCUUCUAAGUAGACAAAUUUCAUCUCUCUGUUUCUUCUCGAAAAGGAGGCCUAUUCUUGAAUUUUUACAGGUAACCCAUUUGUCAUUCAAUGGAGAAUUCGUCCGAGCCGACUCUCAAAAGCCCGAUUAAGACCAAAAACAUAGACUUGGAGUGCAAUACACCACCACCACCAUCUCAGGAUCCUCUGAAAGACCAGAACUUUCAAAGCUCUGGAACUGAAAAAUUGGGCAAAAUUGGGACCCCAGAUCGGCUCAAAGUUCCCAAGGCAUUCAAUUACCCUGAAAGGUAUAGAAGCCCAACGGAUUCAAUGAUGUCACCAGUUUCAAAGGGUCUUCUACUUGCCAAAAACAGAAAGGGCAGUGGAAUGUUGUUGCCUCCCAGCUUGAAUCACACAAAGAUUCAGGAUGUUGAAAUUAAGGAUGUCUCUUCCCAAGUUGAAAAUAUUGGAACUCUAUAUUACAAGCCCUAAAUCUGAUGGGUUCUACUUCUUUCUCUUUGAUCAGAUGAAUUCUUGAACUUGAUGAAUUUUUCUGAAGAAUCAGUCUUGUGUCAUGUGAGUUUUCUCAGUUCUGUUUGUGUAAUCUGGAUAUAUUCAUAUCAAUAAAAGAAUGGUAUACAAA
This is a messenger RNA of Tripterygium wilfordii, 726 nucleotides long. RefSeq lists its product as uncharacterized. The record is from RefSeq and is a predicted model, not a curated record. The coding region runs from base 195 to 575 and encodes 126 amino acids. Lineage: Eukaryota; Viridiplantae; Streptophyta; Magnoliopsida; Celastrales; Celastraceae. The transcript is spliced from 4 exons.